Messenger RNA from Pistacia vera, 1052 nucleotides. Its product is annotated as probable carboxylesterase 2. Lineage: Eukaryota; Viridiplantae; Streptophyta; Magnoliopsida; Sapindales; Anacardiaceae. The record is from RefSeq and is a predicted model, not a curated record. Gene Ontology annotation, molecular function: hydrolase activity. The coding region runs from base 77 to 991 and encodes 304 amino acids. The transcript has a single exon.
CACACUCUUGCUUGAAGAUAACCCAAUUCAAGUUCUCAAAAAGUCAGUUCUCUUUCUCACUCACUCAAGCUCAAAAAUGGAUUCAAGCUCAGAUGAAAUAACCCAUAAUUUUCCACCCUUCAUCAAAGUUUACAAAGAUGGCCAUGUAGAGAGAUACCAAAUCUGGGAAUCUGCUGAGGCAGGCCAUGACCCAAUUACAGGGGUCCAGUCCAAAGAUGUUGUGAUUGUGCCGGAAUCGGGCCUUAAGGCCCGUAUUUUCAUCCCGAAGAUCGACAGUGGGGGUCAAAAGCUCCCGCUUCUUAUUCACUACCACGGUGGGGGCUUCUGCCUUGGAUCAGCCUUUGGGGUUAGAACCAAGAAUUUUCUCACUUUAUUGGUCUCCAAAGCCAAAAUCAUUGCCAUUUCAAUUGACUACAGGUUAGCCCCUGAGCAUCCUUUACCAAUUGCUUAUGAAGAUUCAUGGGCCGCUUUGCAAUGGGUUGCAACCCACUGUAAUGGGCUUGGGCCCGAACCAUGGAUUAACGAUCAUGCGGAUCUCGGGCGGGUCUUUCUCGGGGGCGAGAGUGCCGGAGCCAACAUUGCCCAUUAUGUGGCAGUCCAAGCGGGCAUUACCCAGUUGGUGGGCUUAAAAGUUGAAGGUGUGCUUAUAGUACACCCAUUCUUUGGGGGUAAAGAGCCAGAUGAAAUGUACAAGUUUUUGUGUCCUACAAGUAGCGGAUGUGACGAUGACCCGAAAUUGAACCCGACAGUGGAUCCGAACUUGAAUAGGAUUGCCGGUGAGAGAACGCUUGUUUGCGUGGCGGAGAAAGAUUGGCUGAGAGAUAGAGGCGUGGCAUAUUAUGAGAGUUUGGGUAAAAUUGGGUUGGCUGGUGGUAAAGUUGAGCUCUUUGAGACUAUGGAGGAAGGCCAUUGCUUUCAUAUGUUUAACCCCAAUAGUGAGAAGGCUGAACCUUUGAUUAUGAAAAUGAUUCACUUCAUCAAUCAAAACUAGUUGUUUUUUCGGGUGUUAAUUAAUGAUUUAUAUUAAUCAACAAUUACUUGUUUUCAAUUAA